Ogataea philodendri is the source of this 282-nucleotide messenger RNA. RefSeq lists its product as uncharacterized. The record is from RefSeq and is a predicted model, not a curated record. The coding region runs from base 1 to 282 and encodes 93 amino acids. The transcript is spliced from 2 exons. NCBI's taxonomy places the organism in Eukaryota, Fungi, Ascomycota, Pichiomycetes, Pichiales, Pichiaceae.
AUGUCAAGUAGACUGACCCCAAACGAUCCAGCAAGUGCAACUAUACCGUCUUCGUUCUUGUUGACGUCAAUUGCGCUUAUUCCUUUGACUUGCUUUGUGAAGACAGGGCUUGAGGAUCUAGAAACUGAUAUCAUCAGAAUCCUCAAUGACGUUGUUAAGCCAUUUGAGAGUCCGAAUAUUGGUUGCAUUGAAGGUAGCCAGAUGACCAAGCAGACUCUGUUCGGCGUCCACUCUGAAGAUCUGGACGUUUCCAGAAGACAAAGUGGAACCAACAGCAAUUAA